AUGCGUCGCGAGGCACUGGAGGUCUUCUACUCCAACGUCCAUCUCGACUUCUACAAUGUUAACCUCGGCACAACGCUGUCCUUCCUCCGCGACGUCCUCCCCGCGCGAGGGCCUUGCGAGGGCUGGGCCGCUGGGGCCGUCGCCAGCGGCUACCCGGCCUCGAUGCUCGAGCGGGUCGCGGGACCGUAUUGGGGCGGCGGCCCGGCGCCCCGGCUUGAUUACGAGAACGACUGGCGGGCGAUUGUAGCCUUUGUCGCGGAGUGUGCUGACCUCCCCCACCUCAGCAUCACCGUGGACAUGGACGAGUGCGCCUGGCCCUUCAUCGAGGACACCCUGAUGUGGGACGACGAGCCUGAUCUUUCUUGGUUCCGGUUCGUUUAUGACCUCUACAUUGACGUGGCCACGGCAACGUGCUCACUAAAAGGACUCGGCGAAGUGAACCUCGAGCUCGGUGUGUUUGAGCAGAUGAGGCUUUGGCUGGAAAGAGGGGUGCUCCGAUACCAUAGGGAGCGCACUUUGAAGUCGCCCCACGCCCGGAUGCUCGAAGAGCUCCUGUGGCGGCGGCCUCGCUUUUAUCAAGCCAUGCCGCGCUGGCACAACGUGAACCGGAGGCUAGAAGGAUCAAAUUACAAGCCUGAUCCAUAG
Messenger RNA from Diaporthe citri, 645 nucleotides. RefSeq lists its product as uncharacterized. Bases 1 to 645 code for a protein of 214 amino acids. The transcript has 2 exons. The record is from RefSeq and is a predicted model, not a curated record. NCBI's taxonomy places the organism in Eukaryota, Fungi, Ascomycota, Sordariomycetes, Diaporthales, Diaporthaceae.